Messenger RNA from Australozyma saopauloensis, 2517 nucleotides. It is a transcript of the gene GPI7, whose product is annotated as mannose-ethanolamine phosphotransferase. Lineage: Eukaryota; Fungi; Ascomycota; Pichiomycetes; Serinales; Metschnikowiaceae. Gene Ontology annotation, cellular component: endoplasmic reticulum membrane. The transcript has a single exon. The record is from RefSeq and is a predicted model, not a curated record. The coding region runs from base 1 to 2517 and encodes 838 amino acids. Gene Ontology annotation, biological process: GPI anchor biosynthetic process.
AUGUUCCUUUGGCUGAAGUACUUUGUUUGCUUAUUCUUGCAAGUGGUAGGCUUUGUGCUUUUUGCUGUGGGUUUCUUUCCACAAAAAAAUGUUUUGCCAGGGUUCAAUUCGCUCCCUGAAGGUGUCUCACCAUUCAUAAAUGGAGAUGGCGCAGCAUUUGACAAAUUAAUUUUUAUUGUUGUCGACGCGUUGCGGGCUGAUUUCAUGUAUUCCAAUUCCUCGCUGAUGCAUUUCCUUCAUUCUCUUAUACGCGAUGGAGCUGCUCUUCCAUUUACAGCCCAUGCUCACCCACCAACAGUCACUUUACCAAGACUAAAAGGAAUUACUACAGGUGGAACUCCCAGUUUUAUAGAUGCUGUGUUCAAUGUUGCUGAUGACAAUGAUUCAUCUCAAGGACUCAGUAAGCAAGACUCGUGGCUCUCUCAAUUCACCAAGUCAAAGAAUAAGACAUUACAUUUUUAUGGCGACGAUACUUGGUUAAAGCUUUUCCCUGAAGAAGAAUUCUUUGCUAAGUCGGAGGGAACUGAUUCCUUCUUCGUCAGUGACUUCACAGAGGUUGACAACAAUGUCACGCGUCAUCUAAAUUCAGAAAUUAAGGAUCAAUCUUGGGAUGGUCUUAUAUUGCAUUACCUUGGACUAGACCAUAUCGGCCAUAAAAGCGGUCCAAAUUCGGUUUACAUGGGUUCGAAGCAGGUAGAAAUGGACUCUAUUCUAAAAGAUCUCUAUGAAUCGAGGGUAGCCUCGUCAAAUUCCACUUUGCUCGUCAUUAUGGGCGAUCACGGAAUGAAUGAGCUAGGAAAUCAUGGUGGCUCUUCAGAUGGUGAGACCAGUCCUGGUCUUGUUUUGGCAUCUCCAAAAUUUAAAGGCAUGAGCCGCAAAUUGACUUGUCCUCAGGAACCCACGCCAGACUACAAAUACUUCUCGCAAAUUUCACAGAUUGAUCUUGUCCCAACUUUAUCUGCGCUCUUCAAUUUCGCAAUUCCUAUCAACAAUCUAGGGGUAGUCAUUCCUGACAUCUUGAAGUUAUGGCCUGACGAGUUGCAGCGCAAAAGCAUUUUAUUGGAAAACUGCCGACAAUUCAUGUCUCUUUUGGAAACUCAAUCGACCAUCAAGCAAUCUGAGCUCAAAGCCAUCAAUGAAGAUUUUGCGAAGUUGGUACAUCCUUCAUUGAACAAUUGUGAUUCAUACAUAUCUUUCUUAAAAAACUCCCAAAGACUACUUGCUGAAAAUUCCACCAACUAUCUGUAUCGGGAAAUUUGGUCAGGUUUUGUCCUUAUUGCCAUGAGCUUGGUUUUCUCAGGAUACCUAGUCCUUGGAGCAUUGAAGAACAAAUCAUACAAGCAGUUGCUUGCAUAUGCUACAUUCGGAAUCGUGUAUGCUAUACAUUUUCAUGGAUCUUCAUUGAUUGAAGAAGAGUAUCAAUUGUGGUGGCUUUUAACUAUUUGCGUCCUCGCCAUCCAAUACUUCAAUGGAGCAUACACGGUGGCUCAAUUUGCUCUUCUAUUGAUUUCCGCUCGGGUUAUUCGCUCGUGGAGCAACUCUGGGCAAAAGUUUUCAACUCCUUUUACCCUUUCUUCGUAUUUAUUGGAACACGAGGGCCUUAAUUGGCUUUUGAUUAUCGUCACAUAUAUUGUCACGCUCUGGCCUCGCAGAGAAAACGACCUGAUGAACACAGGGUCUUCAUUCCAAUUCGUGGGUGCAAGCCUGCAAUUGUGGAUUUUAAUUCUAGCUUUGCUUUCUCUUACUUUCAAAGUGGUUCAGUUCCGUGUUGAUGGGCGGAAUUUGCCAGAAUGGCUAAGCGUAGUGUUCAAUCUAUACCACGACUCGGAGCAGCCAUUUGACAAGAAGAUUUAUCAGGAUAUUAGUAUCGAUCUUUCGAAACAAUUCUUUUACGGCUCUUUAGGGUAUAUUGUCGUGGCGUCUGUAUCAAGUAAGUUGGGUGCUAGCAUUUCCAGACGGUCGAUAUUCAAUGUCUUAACCUUGUUCUUGCUCCAUCAAUCAAGACCAGAAAGUAUUCCAAUUUUCAUGAUUUUGGCUGUCGCAAAUUCUUCUUUGUCUCAGAUGGCCACCGCAAAUGACACACUCAAUCAAAUGCUUAUAACCAUCUGUUUCCAACAUUUGACAUUCUUUUCUAUGGGAAACACCAAUCUGUUGGCAACUGUUGACUUGUCCAAUGCUUACAAUGGUGUUUCUGAAUAUGAUAUCUUGAAUGUUUCUCUCCUUACGUUCAUUUCUAAUUUUGCAGGUGUUAUUUAUUGGCUGCUUUCUCAAGCGCAACUGAUUUGUCUUAGCUCCAAAAAAAUUAGACUCGGGAAGUUUCUAGAGCUCAGCUGUCUUAAAGUUGCAUUUUAUGCUUUGUCCAUGGGCAGUCUUGUGGCGUCUUGCAUAAAUUUGCGGUAUCACUUAUUCAUAUGGUCCGUUUUCAGUCCAAAAUUGUUGUAUUUCUUCGUGUGGGCGAUUUUUGUGAACGUUCUCACCGAAUUGUUGUGCACGAGUCUUCUAUUAGUAAUUAUAUAA